Exaiptasia diaphana is the source of this 5909-nucleotide messenger RNA. RefSeq lists its product as uncharacterized. The transcript has 16 exons. Gene Ontology annotation, molecular function: ubiquitin-protein transferase activity; protein binding. The coding region runs from base 573 to 5174 and encodes 1533 amino acids. NCBI's taxonomy places the organism in Eukaryota, Metazoa, Cnidaria, Anthozoa, Actiniaria, Aiptasiidae. The record is from RefSeq and is a predicted model, not a curated record. Gene Ontology annotation, biological process: protein polyubiquitination; positive regulation of protein catabolic process; proteasome-mediated ubiquitin-dependent protein catabolic process.
GGAACGUGAUUCUUUGACAUAAUGAUCGUUUGAUUGCCGUUUCCCUCACUAGUGGUCUAAAUUAACAUAAAAGUGCUGAGGCCGCAAAGAAUUCCUACAAUGCAUGAAUCGCAUGUGGGCUCCCUGUGCUUUCCCAAGAAUCUUUUCUUCAGAAGUUGAAGACUGGACUCUAGUCAAUUUCGUGCCAAAAUACAAAUGGCGCGUGGUUUGCUCCAAAGUUGCUUCUGAAGUAUAUCAUCUGUUUUUCUAUGAUUUAAUGAAUCUCAACGAACUUUCUACAGAAAUAGUAAACUUCAGAGCAAAAGGAUCUAACUUGUAGUCUUUUGCAGGGUAAAAAUGCUCGAUAUUUUCUUAAUUUCGUGACUAGAGGAGGUGUGAAGAUAGCAUCUUUGAGUUCGGGAAUCGCGCUACUAGAAUUACUACUGUGGCAGUUUUGUAGAUAUUUGAGUGUGGAUCGCGAAUAUCUGAUAUACAAUGGAUAAAUAGGUCUUUUAUUGAGGCAAAGAUUGCUUGCAAUGCGUCAGAAAAUGAAAGAUAAGCGACGACCGUGUGKUUUUUGAAGGACUACAAAAAUGUCACCUUCCGAGGAUAGCGACGAUGAAGUCUCAGUUCCAGUGUCUAGAACGCGUAAAUCGAAGAUCAGAAGUUUGAAUUCAGAAGAUGAAGACAAUGYCCCAACAUUAAGGACAUCGAGAAAGUCUUCUGCCAAGAAAGUCAGGAUUGAUAGUGACGAAAGCACCAAUAAAACUCCUAAGAAGAAUCUGAAAACUCCAUCUACAAGAAGCUCUGACAGACUAAGAAAAAAGAAAGAAUUUAAACUGCCGAGUAGAGAUGAGGUUUUAGAGAAUGUUUCACCAGGCAUUGCCAAAUCUUCGACUAAGAAGAUGAGAGAACUUAAACCAAGGAGACUGGUCAAUAACUUCAUAAGAGAACGAAAUUCCUAYGCCUCAGAAAAAGUUGGAGACAUUUACCUAACUGAUGACAGUUUCUCAGAUUUUAUUGAUGAUGGUGAUGAAGAUGAAGUUGAUGAGCAGAGCAAUUCAGAUGAUUCUCAUUCAUCAGGCAACAAAGCAACUAAGACAAGAAAGAGAAAGAAGCAACCAUCAUCAUCAUCAUCAUCAUCAGGAUCAAAUAAUGAAAGGCAUUCUUCUAGGAAAAAAAAGACUUUAAAAUCAAAGAAGAAAAGAACAAAUAAAGUGAAAAAGAAAAGAAAAGCUAUCACAUCUAGUUCUGAGAAUGAAACAAACAAUGAAAAYGAUAGYGACGAACCAUUAUCAGCRUAUUUAGAUAGAAAACGAAAUAGAGAGAAGCAAGUUGMAUCAAAUGUUAGAAAAAGAAGAACAUCAACAAGACGAAAAAUAUUUGAUUCAUCAGAAAGYAGYAUUGAUGAAGACAAACUGGAUGAAACCRAUUCCCCUGAGAAWCCAUCCAACGCUCAACCAGUUCGCCGAUCAUCUCGACGUAUGAAGCUUAUAGAAAAAGAGCAAAUAAGAAACCAGAAGUAUGAAGUGAUCAAAAAAGGAAGAAAAAAAUCAAAUKCCAACCAAAGUAAUGAUGCCAGUAACAAAGAAAAAAUUAAAUGUGAUGAUGAUAAAAAAGAAGUUUUGCAAAAUCUGAUAGAUCAUUUCAGCAGUGAUGAGAGUGACAAGAACUUUGUUGUAUCUGAUGCAGAGAUUUCAGAGGAAGAACCAGAAUCCGACUUUGAAUACASCUUCUUGAAACUAAAAGACAGUCAAAGUCCUGAUCCUCAAAGCACUGAAGGAGCUUUUGAUUCAUCACCAAGCAAAACCUCAAUAAGAAUGCGAAGAAAACAAAGAGACCAAACUUCAAAAUGGAGACGAAUCAACACCAAGGUAGAGUCAGAUGAAAUAGAAGACUCAGAGUCUAAUGGCAAUGAAGAUUAUGACCAUGGCAACCAAUUGCACCAUGCUGUCAAGGACAAUAACCUUGAUUUGAUUAAGCAGAUUCUUCAAAAGGAACCUGGUUCAGUUCAUGAGUUAGGGUACAGAAAGCGCUCACCUUUACACAUAGCAGCUCUCAGUGGCAAUGCAGAGGUUGUACAACUAUUGCUUAAAAGCAAAGCAAACUGCAAGCUUCUUGACAAGUAUGGUUUUCCUCCAAUUGCAUAUGCUGCCAAUGGUCACAGCGAAGCUUUGAAAGUGUUUCUAAAGAAUACGGACAUAAAGAAAGUACAGAAAUUGCUUAUUCAGACAGACAGCAAGAUGAGUUUGCUUCACUUGGCCAUUGGAGAAUCGCGAACAGGAGAAGAGUGUCAUGAAAGAGCACAAUGCAUGGAACUUCUGUUUGCACAUGACAAAGAGACAUGUCUUGAUAUGUUGUACCACAAGGAUGCCAGAGGAAGGGUACCACUAGAGGCAGCUUUUUAUGCAUCUCAACAUAAGUGUGUCCGUGUACUCUUGGAGAAUGGUGCCAAUCCACUGUCCUUUAGAACUGGGGAAGAUGGAAACCUACUUCAUUUUGCAGUUGAGUCGGCUGAUCACUUUAAAAGGUUGUCAAUAGAAGGAACAGACUCGUCUUUAUGCCUAAGAGAAAUCAUUGAACAUAUGAAGCCACACCUGAAUGAUAAAGAUUUAAAUGAUUUCACUCCCUUGAUGUAUGCUUGUGAGAGUGGCAAUGACGACUGUUUGUCUGUGCUUAUUGAUGCAGGUGCAACAGUCUUGACAAAAGAUAAAUAUGAAACAUCUCCACUUCAUCUAGCAGCUCUAGCAGGCAGUACUGAAUGUGUUCAACUGCUUCUUAGCAAUGGCCAUCCUGUUGACUGCGUUGACAAGUCUGGCUGGCCGCCUUUGUUAUAUGCAGAUUUCAACGCAAAAGAGGAAUGUGUUCUUGCUCUGAUGAAACCCAAACCUAGACAAUUGUUUAUCUUGGGGAAAUUAUUAAAAAGACAAAGGACUGAAGAGGACAAAAAGAAGACUUUCAAGGUUGUCAAGGACCUGUUGAUGUCGCUUGCUAAUCACGAUGCAUACUACACUGUGUUCAAUGACUUCAUUCGUGUCAACCCAGAACUUCUUGAUGAAUACAACCAUGGUCUUCUUCAGCACACAUGGAGAGCCAUCUUGGACUUCAACAACAAGCAUGCAUGGUUUAAACGGAAAUUGUAUGCAUUGCCGGGAACUUCUUGCUGGAACUCAUCUUGUAGCCUGGUUGUUAAAAGAAGUGAUGUCCUUGGUAGUACCAUGCAGCAAAUCGGUCAAGUUCCUGGAAAUAAGUUGAGAUCAGAUAGCUUCCAUGUUACAUUUGAGAAUGAACCAGGUAUCUGCACUGGUCCCAAAAGAGAAUUCUUUAUCUGCUUUUGUAAAGAUGCUGUUAGUUCAAGUCGUGGUUUAUUUGCCGAAACAGAUGAUUGUCAGUACAGUCCCAUUCCAAAUACAUAUUUUUCAAAAUUCAUCCCUGAUGCUUCCCAAGUCAAAUCAUCUCCUUGUAAAGAGAUACAACAAGAGAGGAAAGAGGAGCAAAACAAUGAAGACAUCUCCAUUGAAGACUGUACAGAUUCUGAGCUACUUGCUAUUGAUAUUGAAGCAACAACUGAAUUGGCUGCCGCAAAUAAUAUUAAUUCUACUGAUGGUGUGACCAGCAAUGCCACAGCUGGUGUGAAUGAUAGUCAGGUUAAUCUUGAUGGUACUACUGGUGAUAUUGCUACUGAUAAUGAGCUAUUACCUGGUAAUGGUGUGAUCGGUGAUGAUGCCACUGGUGAUGUUACUGGUGAUAGUAAUGACAUUACAGAUAGUGGUAUAACUGCUGAUGGCAUGACUGCUGAUGGCGUGAACAGUGAUUGCGUGACUGCUGAUGGGAUAACUAUAGAUGAUGUUACUGAUGUUCGCGUUACUGUUGAUGACAUUUCUGAUAGUGGAAUAACAACCGAAGGCAUAGUUAUUGAUGGCGUGACUAGUAGUGACAUGACUGCUGAUGGCGUGACUAGUAGUGACAUGACUGCUAAUGGCGUAACUAGUAGUGACAUGACUGCUAAUGGUGUGACUAGAAGUAACAUGACUGCUGAUGGCGUGACUAGUAAUGACAUGACUGCUGAUGGCGUGACUAGUAGUGACAUGACUGCUGAUGGCGUGACUAGUAGUGACAUGACUGUUGAUGCCAUGACUAGUAGUGACAUGACUGCUGAUGGCGUGACUAGUGAUGACAUAGCUGCUGGUGAAGCAAGUCUUAGUGAUAUGUCUAGUCAAGAAACUUCUUCAGGACAGCAAACCUCAAGCUCUGGUAGCACACCAUACAGUGAAGAAUCAAUAUCUGAAAACAGCAACCAGAAUAGCCAAGAGACAAAUCAAGAUACAUGGAUUUCAGUCGGAAAGCAAAAUGUGGUAAUACCAAGUAUUUCCCUUCGAUCCAAGAUGAAACAACUCCGUUUGAUUGGCCGCCUUGUUGGAUCAGCUAUAUGUCAAGGAAUGCAUCUGAACUUUCAUCUCUCAAAGCCAUUCAUUAAACAGAUUCUUGGGAUCCCUUUGUCACACCCUGAUGACCUGGCCUCAUUUGAUCACCAACUGCAUAAGAACAUGGUGGUCUGGGUCCAAGAGAACAGUGUCGAUGACCUUGACCUUCCAUUCAGCAUAGAAACGAUGAAUCCCUGGACAGGCAAACUUGUGACUGUUAACCUGACUGAUGAUGAACAGAAGACUUUGGAUGAUUCAAAUAAGGACGGGUAUGUCAAGUUAGUUUCACAAUUCAAGUUAGAAACAUUCAUAAGGAAAGAACUUGAGGAGUUUAAAUUGGGAGUGAAUGAGGUAAUCCCAAGUGAUUUGUUGAAAUUCUUCACUGCUGAUGAGUUUUCUCUUCUAAUGAAUGGCGUCACAAAGAUAGAUGUAGAAGAUUGGCGCAAGAAUACAAACCAUGACGGUUUUGAGCAAUUCCCGUAUAUCAUCGAAUGGUUUUGGAAUAUCGUGUCUAAGCUCAAGGAAGACGAGAAAGCUUUGCUUUUGCAGUUUUCAACUGGUUCGCCUUGUGUUCCUUUGGGUGGUUUUGCUAAUUUAAAGGGGUUAUCAAGCGGUUUCAAAAUUAGUAAACACUUAGGAAUGAACAAGAUUCCUCAUGCUGCGACCUGUUUCAACCUACUGCAGUUAUCAGACUAUGACAGCGAGAAAGAAUUACGGGAAAAGUUACUCAUCGCCAUUAGACAUGGCUCUGAAGGAUUUUCAUUCUCAUAAACAAGACUGUCUGUUAGAGAAUGAUUGUGGUUUGAGGGUACUCAGCAGAUAAGCAGGAUAAACUUGCUGAACACUGCCGGAAACUCGCACAUUUCGACUUUUGAACGAGCUGCUAACGAACAAUCUACGAAGUUCGUCCGAACACUAUCGUAACCUGGUUUUCUUUCCGAUUCGUAUCGAACUGUCAACGAACUGCGCCCGAACACUGCCGAAUAUUUUACGAAAUAUUCUUUGUCCUGACAGCGAGUUUUCAGCCGAGUUAAAAUCGAAAUUUAUAAUGAAUGAAGACAAAAUAUCGCUUUUUCGUUGAUGGGGCUGAGUUCUCCUGACUGAGAAUGUAAAAAUUAUCAUUUUUCUUUUUAGUAUUUUUUUUAUUGAUUAUUGUUGUAUUGAUUGUCAAUCAAAAUGGGUUAUCAUUUCACAUCAAGAUAAAUUGAGCUUGUUAGUCAACUAGAUAUUUUUAAAAUUAGCAUGAUUUUUAAAUGGUUAAAGUUAUUUUUCAAAGUUAAAAUGAACAAGUAAAUCAAAUAUUAGAAUUAUUCUUGACCUGACAUCGUCUAACUGAAAUGUUUGUAUAAAAAAUGACACAUUGUUAUUGAAAUAAUGAAUUUAUACUAGUAACCAGACUGACUUCUCUGUAUUUUUAUACUUAUAGGUUCACGGUUAUAGUUAGAUAAAUUUGAAAAUAGAUUUAUUGAAAUAUUUCGUAAUAUAUAUUAAAGAUUUUGAUUUUGA